Messenger RNA from Strongylus vulgaris, 228 nucleotides. The record is from the annotation of a GenBank genome assembly. NCBI's taxonomy places the organism in Eukaryota, Metazoa, Nematoda, Chromadorea, Rhabditida, Strongylidae.
AUGGAUGGAAAUCGGCGAUUUGCUAGGUCGCACCAUCUUGGGCGAGUUAUUCGUGGGCAUGAAAAGGGUUUCCAGCAGUUGGCUAAGGUUUUGGAAUGGUGUCAGGAUCUUGGGGUUCGUGAAGUGACUGUUUACGCGUUUAGUAUAGAGAACUUCAAGCGCAGCUCCGAAGAAGUAAAUGGGCUAAUGCAUUUGGCAGAAGAAAUGUUCGCGAAGCUUCUUGCUGAA